Messenger RNA from Varanus komodoensis (Komodo dragon), 1538 nucleotides. It is a transcript of the gene RPL7L1, whose product is annotated as ribosomal protein L7 like 1. Gene Ontology annotation, molecular function: RNA binding; structural constituent of ribosome. The transcript is spliced from 7 exons. NCBI's taxonomy places the organism in Eukaryota, Metazoa, Chordata, Lepidosauria, Squamata, Varanidae. The record is from RefSeq and is a predicted model, not a curated record. Gene Ontology annotation, biological process: maturation of LSU-rRNA from tricistronic rRNA transcript (SSU-rRNA, 5.8S rRNA, LSU-rRNA). Bases 55 to 798 code for a protein of 247 amino acids. Gene Ontology annotation, cellular component: cytosolic large ribosomal subunit.
AUUCCAACUACGCAUGCGCAAUAGUGGCAUAGAGGAGCCGGGUGACGAGGAAAUAUGGCGGAGCCAGAACCACAAAAGAAGAUAACUUUGGUGCCAGAAAAUCUACUGAAGAAAAGAAAAGCAUAUCAGGCAAUCAAAGCCACCCAGGCAAAGCAGGCACUAUUGGACAAGAGAAAGCACCAAAAAGGAAAACAGAUAAAAUUCAAACGGCUUGAGACAUUUUUGCGUGACUCACAUCGAAAGCACAGAGAUGAUGUUCGUUUGCGGCGUAUGGAACAGAAACCUGGAGUGCUGCUGAUGCCUGAGGGACACAAGCUGGCAUUUGUUGUACGGAUUGCAGAAAUUAAAGGGGUGAGUCUUCAGGUGAGACAUGUCAUACAGAGGCUACGGGUGAGAAAGAUUUACAGUGGCACAUUUGUUAAACUGUCACCAGCGUCACUAAGAAUGCUGCGAAUUGUGGAGCCUUACGUAGCAUGGGGAUAUCCCAAUCUGAAAUCUAUCCGAGAGCUGAUCCUGAAACGAGGCCAUGCAAAAGUCAAGAAUAAAAAGCUUGCCUUGACUGACAAUGUGCUGAUAGAGGAACAUCUGGGAAAGUAUGGUAUUAUUUGUCUGGAAGACCUCAUUCAUGAAAUUUAUUCAGCUGGGAAGCACUUCCAUGAAAUCAACAAGUUUUUGUGGCCAUUCCACCUGUCAGUGGCUCGACAUGCUGCCCGUAAUAAAAUAGGGUUCCACAAAGAGAUAGGCGAUACUGGAUUUCGAGGCAAUGGGAUCAACCAGUUGAUACGUCAUUUGAACUAGAACCUGAAAGGUAAUCAAGAACAGUAUGGCAAUGUUCUGGAAGCAUUUAUUUGUACUCUGUGAUGUACAUCUGUUCUUCAGAAAUGCUCAGGAUGGUGCAGCACUACAUUGUAUCUGUUCUCUUUUAGAUGCUUUGAGAUGAUAACAUAGCUGAUGAAAUGACUUCAUAUGCAUUGGAAGACAUGUAAUGUGUGACUUACCUGCUACAUUCCAUCACAGAUUUGUACAUUGGAUGGAAUGGAAAAACCUAAGAGAAGGCCUUUUUACUUCUCUCUGAAAUUAAUAGACAUCUGCAAAGACAUUGGAAAAGCUUUGAAGCCAAAGUACUGUUUUUGUGUUCAGUUGCAUUAUAUGCAUCUUAGUUACUAAAAUGGAAGCACCUGCCAUGUUGGUUCCUUUCAUACACCAUCCAUUCUGCUAACAUGUAAUUAUGAGAAGGAAACCUAAUAUAAACUAAACCUGGUGAAAUGCUUUGACAGUUGUGAUCUAAAUGCAUCAGGAUCACCUCCCUCAGGAUUGUCUAAUCAGCUGGUGCUUUACUUUCUUACCAAGUUUCUUGAUGGCCUGCCCACAUCUCUAAAAUUGGUAUUUUAGAGGAAGAUUGUGCAAUCUCCUUUGGUUUUUUCCCAAAGAGUAAAAAAGUACAAUAUAUGUGUAGUAAUAAAUUAUAACAUUUUGAAUGUAGUCCUGGAACUAUACUUGUAUGUAGAGACUCUGAAAUAAAAAGCUUUAUUAGUUUC